Messenger RNA from Raphanus sativus (radish), 1921 nucleotides. RefSeq names its product transcription factor MYB65-like. Bases 228 to 1769 code for a protein of 513 amino acids. The transcript has 4 exons. The record is from RefSeq and is a predicted model, not a curated record. NCBI's taxonomy places the organism in Eukaryota, Viridiplantae, Streptophyta, Magnoliopsida, Brassicales, Brassicaceae.
UUUAAUUUUAUUUUUGCUGCCUAUUUUUCGAUCGUCUUCCUUCCUUCCACAUCUGUUGAGCUGAAUCUGGAUUCGGUACUUUUGAUCUCGAUUCUCGAACCUGUGGAUUGAAUCUCUGAGAAAACAUCGGUGAAGCUUUCCCGCGUGGGAGGACCUUGAUGUCUAAAUUGGUUACUGAGCUUCUGGAGUCUAUCUUGCUUUGAAUUAAAAAAAAAAAAGAGAAAGAGAUGAGUUACACGGGUGAGAGUGAUGAUCGUAUGCACCACCCCAGCAUCUAUGACGAAUCGUUAUCAUCACCAGCUGGUGAUAAUAAUAUCUGCAGAAGCAUAGGGAAAGCAAGUGUUCUGAAGAAAGGACCAUGGACCUCAACUGAAGACGGGAUUUUGAUUAAUUAUGUCAGGAAGCAUGGAGAGGGUAACUGGAGUGCUGUGCAUAAACUCACUGGCCUGGCCCGUUGUGGCAAAAGCUGUCGUCUCAGGUGGGCUAAUCAUCUCAGGCCUAACUUGAAGAAAGGAGCAUUUAGCCAAGAUGAGGAACGGCUCAUUGUUCAAAUGCACGCCAAGAUGGGUAAUAAGUGGGCACGUAUGGCUGAGCGUUUGCCUGGCCGAACAGAUAAUGAGAUAAAGAAUUAUUGGAACACUCGUAUCAAGAGGCGACGCAGAGCAGGCUUACCACUUUACUCUCCUGACAUCCACGUUGAAGACCUGGAGUCGAGUGAGGAGUAUAUCACGACCAAUAUCACCAGGGUAGAUAGGAGAAGACGUCAAGAUUGCUUGCUGUUGGGGAAUCCCAAAGCUAAUGAUGAUGUCCUGUUUGACGAUCUAAAUUUUGCUACCAGCUUGUUACCUGGAGCUUCUGACGUAUCAGAUAUGUUCGAGUGCAACAUGCUAGUGACUGUUGCAAGUAGUUCCCCGUACGAAAGCUACAUGCCACCGAUCUUGCCUUCACCAAAGCAACUCCAGGAAUCUGGAUCUCUGUUUCCCAUGUGCAGCAGUAACAUAAAGCAAGAACUCCACUCUCCUGAACGUUUUCAGAACGCUGCUCCACAAAAGAGUCCCAGAUCUUGCAGUAUCUCGCCUUGUGAUCCUCCUCCUUACGGAAACCAACAUCCAUCUGACGUGUUGAUUCCAGAUAAUAGCCAUACCUUUACGGAUGGCAUGCUUCUUACUUCGAAGCCCUUGUUUGGGGCGGUGAAGCUGGAGCUCCCUUCAUUCCAAUAUUCAGAAACUAGUGAAUUUGAUCAGUGGAAGACGACUACACCGUCACCUCCACACUCAGAAGAUCCCCUUGACUCUGUUGAUGCCUAUAUUCAAUCUCCGCCACCGUUGGAGAUAGAGGAGUCAAGCGACACUGGCCUACUAGAUAUGUUACUUCACGAGGCCAAGAUCAAAACUAGUGCGAAGCGUAGUAUGGUGGCUCUCCCCGAGAUUCCAAUUCCUACGCAACUUAGUGCAGGUGAUAAUUCACCAGAUUCUGCAGGAAACGUUGUUGUAAAGACAGAAGAGUUGGAUCAGGUCUGGGAACCAAAGAGAGUCCUCGAUGUAACACGCCCUGAUGUUUUACUUGCAUCGAGCUGGCUAGACCAACAAAGCUGUUUCGGGAUUGUUAGCGACUCAAGCAGCAUGAGUGAUGCACUUGCGCUUCUUCUCGGUGGUGGUGAACACAUUGAAAACAGUUACGUGACUGUUGAGUCAUCAUCAUCAGGUCAAGCACAACAAGGAGUUGGGUCUUGCACAUGGACUAAUAUGCCUCCUGUUUGGUCCUUGUAACUACGUCACAGUAUGAUCUUUCUGUAUUCUCAUGCUACACUUCACUUCCUUUAGACAACUUUACGGUUUGUUAUAGUUGAGACUUGAGACAAGAUUUUAUAUGUUAUAGUUGAGACUUGAGACAAGAUUUUAUAAACUUACGGUUUGUUACA